Nicotiana tabacum (common tobacco) is the source of this 765-nucleotide messenger RNA. The record is from RefSeq and is a predicted model, not a curated record. Lineage: Eukaryota; Viridiplantae; Streptophyta; Magnoliopsida; Solanales; Solanaceae.
AUGGGUGAUUCCUUUGCUUCAGGCACUAAUCCAAACAACAAUGAUCCAGUCAACCCCUCUGUUCUUCAAAACAAUACCUCUUCCACAGUUAUUGAUGUUGUUGCAACCAAAAAACAGAUUAUUAACAUCAACCCAAUUGCACAGCUUCCUAUCAAACUUGUUGGUGGUGCAACCUUCGCAACAUGGAAAGCUCAAAUUCAAAAGGUCAUGAAUGGCAUUGACUUGAUGGGUUAUCUCGAUGGAUCUAUAACACCACCUCCACACACCAUUAAGCAAGAAACUCAGGAUGUUGUCAAUCCAGAUUUAAAAUUUUGGUUUCAACAAGAUAAUCUCAUCGCCAAUGCCUUAAUGGCAUCUGUCGGUUCCACUAUUGCACCAUCUAUUGCCUCCGCUGAAACUUCAAAAGAAGCAUGGAAUUAUUUAGAACUAAGAACAAUCAUUGAUGAGUUAGUUGUUGUCGGUGUUCGCAUUUCUAAUGAAGAAUUGGUUGUGAAGAUACUGAGCGGUCUCAGACCCGAAUAUGAAGCACUGAAAUUGGCACACAAGCUCACAGAUCAUGAACUUUAUCUCAAGCAAGCUGAAAAGAAGAAACCAGUAACUCCUAUGGCUGUUCAAGUUGCACAGCGAACAGUAAACAAUAAUAAUAAUGGCAACAUGCAAUCUCAUUGUUGGUCUGUACAGCCUCAAUGGCGUCCGCAAACUACUCCUAUUGGACAACAACAAUGGCGUUCCCAAAACACUCAAAGCAAUGGAAAGUUUUCCUAG